Molecule: messenger RNA, 2873 nt
Organism: Antechinus flavipes (yellow-footed antechinus)
Lineage: Eukaryota; Metazoa; Chordata; Mammalia; Dasyuromorphia; Dasyuridae
Product: zinc finger protein 420-like
Exons: 5
Coding region: 160-1803 (547 amino acids)
Biological process (GO): regulation of DNA-templated transcription
Source: RefSeq, a predicted model, not a curated record
GUUCAAGGGAGAAAGAAUGGGCGUGCCUCCUGACGUCAUUUCCGCACUGCCCUCUCAACUCUCUGGCUUGGAUCUGUGCUUUUUCCCCUUCUUUGCCUGGAGCUGACCUAGCCUCGGCUCUGCCUCGGUGGCCUCUUUUCUUUCCCUGAGGCCGAGGGAAUGGCUCCUGUCCUCCUGAGCACCCGGCCCUGCCAGGAAUCAGUGACAUUUAAAGAUGUAGCUGUGGAAUUCACCUGGGAGGAGUGGGUACACUUGAAUCCAUCUCAGAAAUUGCUGUACAAGGAUGUGAUGUUGGAGAACUAUAGAAACUUGGUCUCUUUGGGAUUUGCAGUUUCCAAACCAGAUGUGAUCUACCAAUUGGAAAAUAAAGACGUAUCUUGGAUGUCAGAACCAAGCAGGAGAUGUCCAGGCAAGAAAGAAUUUACUUCAGAGAAACCAUAUGAGUGUAAUGAAUGUGGGAAGACCUUCAGGAGUAAAACACAAUUUAGUGUGCAUCAGAGAAUUCAUACUGGAGAGAUUCUCUAUGAAUGUAAGGAGUGUGGAAAGACUUGUCACUGCAAUUCAGAACUUAUUCGACAUCAAAGAAUGCAUACUGGAGAGAAACCCUAUGAAUGUACAGUCUGUGGUAAGGCCUUUAGCAUGAAUGCAAAUCUCACUGUGCACCAGAGAAUUCAUACUGGAGAGAAACCUUAUGAAUGUAAUGAAUGUGGAAAGACCUUUAGACAGAGGACACACCUUUAUGUCCAUCAGAGAAUUCAUACUGGUGACAUUCCUCAUGAAUGUAGUGAAUGUGGGAAGGCCUUCAAGAGGAAGACACAACUUACCUUGCAUCAGAAAAUUCAUCCUGGAAAGAUUCUUUUUGAAUGUAAGAAGUGUGGGAAGACUUUCCUCUGCAAGACAGAUCUUAUUAAACAUCAGAGAAUUCAUACUUUAGAGAAAGCUUAUGAAUGUAGUGAAUGUAGGAAGGCCUUCAGGAGCGUGAUACAACUCACUGUGCAUCAGAGAAUUCAUCCUGGAAAUGUUCUUUAUGAAUGUAACGAAUGUGGGAAGGCCUUCCCUAGAAACUCACAUCUUAUUAAACAUCAAAGAAUUCACACUGGAGAGAAACCUUAUAAAUGUAGUGAAUGUGGAAAGGCUUUCAAGAGGAAGGUGCAUCUUAACCUACACCAGAGAAGUCAUACAGGAGAGAUUCUUUAUGAAUGUAAAGAGUGUGGGAAGGCCUUCCUCUACAAUUCAGAUCUCACUCGACAUCAGAGAAUUCAUACUGUAGAGAAACCAUAUGAUUGUACUAUCUGUGGGAAGGCCUUCCGGAGUAAGACACAACUUGCUGUACAUCAGAGAAUUCACACUGGAGAGAAACCUUAUGAAUGUAGUGAAUGUGGGAAGUUCUUUAGACAGAGGACACACCUUUAUAUGCAUCAGAGACUUCAUACUAGAGACAUUCUUUAUGAAUGUAAGGAGUGUGGAAAGACUUUCUCCUAUAAUUCAGAUCUUAUUCAACAUGAGAGAAUUCACACUGGAGAGAAACCUUACAAAUGUACUGUGUGUAUAAAGGCCUUCAGGAGUAAGACACAACUUACUGUGCAUCAGAGAAUUCAUACUGGGGAGAAACCUUAUGAAUGUAGUGAAUGUGGGAAGUUCUUUAGACAGAGGACACACCUUUAUAUUCAUCAGAGAAUUCAUGGAGAGAUUCUCUAUGAAUGCAAGGAGUGUGGGAAGAAUUUCUCCUACAACUCAGAACUUAUCCAACAUCAAAGAAUUCAUACUGGAGAGAAACCUUAUGAAUGUUCUAUGUAUUGUUAGACCUUUAGGAGAAAGGCUCAGCUUACAGUACAGAAGAAAAUUCAUACUGGAGAGAUUCUUUGUGAAUAUAAAAAGUUCAAGAAGGCUUUCCACUACAACCCAGAACUUAGCCAACAUCAAAAAUUUAUACAGGGAGAAACCUUAUGAAUAAAUUGUGUGAAGGAAGAUCUUCUGCCUGAAGGUAGAACUUACUCAAUAUCAGAGCAUUCAUUCUAGAGAGAGACCUUUUGAAUAUAAUAAAUUUGGGAAGACUUUUAGACUGAGGACACAGCUUGCUCAGGAUCAGUGAAUCCGUUCUAUAGGGUAAUCUUAUGAGUGUAGUGCAUAUGGGAAGAAAGUCUUUAGACUGAGGACUCUGCUUUAUUUCCAUCAGAGAAUUUACAUUGGCAAAAUUCUUUAUGAAUGUAGGGAGUGUGGGAAGAUUCCCUAGCUAAAUAGACUAUAAUUCUCAGUCUCUAGAAGAGGUUCUGAAAGUACUUAUUUAGCCCCCAUGGGAUAGAGAGAUAUCCUUCCUUUCAGUGGAAUCUUUUAAUGCAAAGUUUCUUAAACUAUGGGUUGUGAUCCCAUAUGGGUUAUGUAACUGAAGGGGGAGGGGGAGUCAUGAAAUUAUGGUUUGAUUGAUAUAUCUGUUUCAUAUAUUGGGGGUCACAUAAAAAGUUUAAAAAGUCCCACUCUAAUGAGAGAAAUGUUAUCCUUCCAUGAACCUUCAGGGAGUGAGAUGUUAUGCUGUUUGGGCAGAGGCUACUGAGUGGUAUUUAGAAACUGUUGGUAUUAACUUUGAUCCCUGGCAUAUGGCAGGUAAGAAGAGUAUGAAUUACUUCUUGGCCAUCAGGUAAGCAUGGUGUGUGCUAUUAUAGUUGUUACCUGCUUGAGGAAAUAUGUUCCAACUGAUUUUCCUGAUUUUGAUGAUGAUCUUUUUGCUCAUAUUCAUCAGGGUAGCCAGUGUGAACCUUAAGGAAUCUCAUUAAUUAAAAUAAAAUAUUGCAAGGACCUGUUGGCAGAUGUUGAUGGGAUAUAAUUUCUGCCCAAUAUUCUUAAUAUCAAAUGAAGAAAUUUGGCUAAGUUCAGGU